CUCCGCCACGUCACAUCCGGCCCUUGCGAUUCGGGCCUGGGAACCCGCGCGAUGAAGUGCGUAUUUGUUACUGUUGGGACCACGAGCUUUGACGACCUCAUUGCGUGUGUCUCGGCGCACGACACUCUGCAAAUAAUCAAGAGCCUUGGCUACGACCGACUCGUUCUCCAGAUAGGUAGAGGGAAGGUGGUACCGGAACCAUUCCGUACUGAGUCCUUUGCUCUGGAUGUUUACAGGUACAAGGAUUCAUUGAAAGAAGAUCUUGAGAAAGCAGAUCUUGUUAUUAGUCACGCAGGUGCAGGAAGCUGUUUGGAGACUCUGGAAAACAGAAAGCCCCUUGUGGUGGUUAUAAACGAAAAGUUGAUGAACAAUCAUCAGCUGGAAUUGGCAAAGCAGCUACACAAAGACGGGCAUCUCUUCUACUGUACUUGCAGGGUCCCGACUUGUACCGGGCGAGCCAGCCCUUUGUCUCCUGCUCCUGAGAAGUGCCAGGAUUCUACAGCGCUGACAACUGCCUUCUCAUCCCUAGACUCUGGGCUGCUUUCCGGAUACCUGCAUAAGCAAGCCCUUGUCACUGCUACCCAUCCUACCUGCACCUUGCUUUUUCCUUCUUGCCGCAUUUGUUCCUUUCUCCCCAUCCUCACCCCCACCCCUGGCAAAAUGCAUAAAGGAUGGAAAAAGUACUGCGGCCAGAAGUCUCUGAAUGAGACAUCAAUGGAUGAAUAUUUAGGCAGCUUAGGGCUGUUUCGAAAGCUGACUGCCAAGGAUGCCUCUUGCCUCUUUCGGGCUAUUUCGGAGCAGUUGUUUUGCAGCCAGGUCCAUCAUUUGGAAAUCAGGAAGGCUUGUGUCUCCUUUAUGAGAGAAAAUCAACAAACUUUUGAGUCUUAUGUGGAGGGAUCUUUUGAGAAAUACCUGGAACGGUUGGGAGAUCCCAAGGAAAGUGCUGGCCAGCUGGAAAUAAGAGCUCUUUCUCUAAUUUAUAAUCGGGAUUUCAUUCUUUAUCGCUGUCCCGGAAAGCCUCCAACUUGUGUCACAGAUAAUGGCUAUGAAGACAAGAUUCUACUCUGCUAUUCAAGUAAUGGCCAUUAUGAUUCAGUGUACUCAAAACAAUUUCAGUCAAGUGCAGCUGUUUGCCAGGCUGUACUGUAUGAAAUUCUCUAUAAAGAUGUGUUUUUUGUGGAUGAAGAAGAGUUGAAGACUGCAGUUGAAUUGUUUCGAAGUGGUUCCAAAAAGAACAGAAACCAUGCUCUGACUGGCAGCGAGGAUGUCCAUGUUGACUACAAGAGUUCAGCUUGUAAUAGGAGUGAAGAGUUGGGUGCCUGCUGCAAUGUUGAAAAUACACCAGAAGGGUGCAAUCAAGGAACAGAAGAAGCAAAGUCUCCAGAGAGUCCAUCAAAGAUGCUCUUCCCGUAUAAGGUGCUUAAAGCCCUGGAUCCAGAAAUCUAUCGUAAUGUAGAAUUUGAUGUUUGGUUGGACAGCAGAAAAGAACUUCAAAAAACUGAUUACAUGGAGUAUGCUGGGAGACAGUACUAUUUGGGAGACAAGUGUCAGGUUCGCUUGGAAUCAGGUGGAAGAUAUUAUAAUGCUCAUAUUCAAGAAGUUGGAAAUGAGAAUAAUUCCGUUACAGUCUUCAUUGAAGAAUUGGCAGAAAAGCAUGUUGUUCCACUGGCUAACUUAAAACCAGUUACCCAAGUCACACCUGUUCCUGCCUGGAGUGGUAUGCCCAGUCGGAAAGGAAGAGGUUACCAGAAAAUUUCCGGAGGCUAUGUCCCAGAAAUGGCUAUGUCAGAGAUGGACAUGAAGCAACGGAAGAAGAUGUUCAAAAAAGUUAGAGGAAAAGAGGUUUAUGUGACUAUGGCUUACGGCAGGGGAGACGCCUUCCUCCCGCCCAGGCUUCAGCACAGCAUGCAUUAUAGGCACGACCCUUCAGUGCACUAUGCACAGACAGCUGCCAAUGUCCUGUCUAAUGAGCAUUUCCAUCCUCAACAUCCACCUCAGAGACAGGGUCGGGGAUAUGGGAUGCCCAGGGAUUCAUCUCGCUUUAUCAACAGGCAUAACAUGGAAGCCCCUAAAGUUGGUUUUUACCCUGGCCCAGGUAAAAGGUGUUGCCAGGGCUAUGAUAACUUCUCCUAUAGAUCUCGUUCCUUUAGACGUAGUCACCGCCAGAUGCAUUGCAUGAACAAGGAGUGCCAGUAUAGCUUUGCCCCAGAGAAUGGACAGAUGCCCAGGGGCGUAGAAGAAACCAUUACCUUUUACGAAGUUGAGGAAGGGGAUGAGACUGCUUAUCCAACUUUACCUAGUCAUGGAGGGCCCUCCACACUGGUUCCUGCUGCUUCGCGAUACUGUGUUGCAAGGCGAGGACAUAGCUCAGGCAAACAGACCUUGAAGUCAGAAGGGGCCAGUGGCCAGAGUCACAAUGGGAGAUAUCAUGAAGAUUAUAUUUAUCCUUCAGAACCAGACUAUGAAACUUCACGUGUUUAUAGCACAACUGAAUCUACAGCAAACUUGUCUCUUCAGGACAGAAGACCAUGUUCUAUGUCUCCUCAGGACACAGUUACCUCAUACAACUAUCCCCAGAAGGUGAUGGCAAAUUCUGCAGCAGGUGCAGCUUCCUGUGCCAAUAAUGUUCCAGCUCCAGUCUUACCUAGCUGUGCAGCAGCUAAUGAAGCUAGUAGUACCGCUUCAGCCUCCUCACAGAAUGCUGUACCGCCUCUACUCGUGUCUCCAUCUAUGCAAAGCAGGCCAGGUAGGUUGUUAGUGGUUGCUGACUUGGGGAAGCCUCUUUUCCUAUUCGUGAACACGCAUAGAAUGACAAUUAUAGUGAUUAGAUAGGGCUACUUUAAUUUC
Messenger RNA from Herpailurus yagouaroundi (jaguarundi), 2847 nucleotides. It is a transcript of the gene ALG13, whose product is annotated as ALG13 UDP-N-acetylglucosaminyltransferase subunit. Gene Ontology annotation, molecular function: hexosyltransferase activity. The record is from RefSeq and is a predicted model, not a curated record. Lineage: Eukaryota; Metazoa; Chordata; Mammalia; Carnivora; Felidae. Gene Ontology annotation, biological process: dolichol-linked oligosaccharide biosynthetic process.